Messenger RNA from Candida albicans SC5314, 2340 nucleotides. RefSeq names its product ribonuclease P/MRP protein subunit. Gene Ontology annotation, biological process: tRNA 5'-leader removal. NCBI's taxonomy places the organism in Eukaryota, Fungi, Ascomycota, Pichiomycetes, Serinales, Debaryomycetaceae. The coding region runs from base 1 to 2340 and encodes 779 amino acids. The transcript has a single exon. The record is from RefSeq and is a predicted model, not a curated record. Gene Ontology annotation, cellular component: ribonuclease MRP complex; nucleolar ribonuclease P complex.
AUGAGUACCAAUUCUAAACAAUUGAAUAAGAAAAAGACUCGAUUGUAUAAUAGUCGAACGAUUAAGAGUCAAAUCAAUGAUCAGGCAUAUGACAAAAAACAACGAGUUUUGGAUGUGAAUUCUUUUAUCCAUUCACGAAACUUUGAAAUCCGAUCAUUUGAGCAAUCUCAACUAAAUUCCAAAAAUGCAUCAUCAACAAGAGUAUUCCAAGAUUUACCAAGAGCAUUAAGACGUAGAGCAGCAUCUCAUAAUGUGAAAAGAAUCCCUAAAAGAUUAAGGAAAAGAGCCAAACACGAGAUGAGUUCUAAUUUACCAGUCAAGAAAAUGCCUCGUGGUAGAAGAUUAUAUAAAUUACUUGUCAGAAAUAGAUUACUUAAAGUGGCUUCAAAAAUGAAGCAGAAUAAGUAUGAUCCAUUGGAAAACCUCGUCAAUAAGAAAAAUCUUCGUAAACAAUUCAAAGCAAUACGUGACGAAAUCAAAAAAAUCGACCAAGAAAAACCCAAACUGUCAACUGUUGAAGGUUUUACUAAGUUGAAUAAUUCAGUUGGGUCCAGGGAUAAUACCGGUGUCAAUGAAUUAGCCCCACGGCCAAAGGGAAGCAUCAAGUAUUAUAAACGUCAAAGGGAAUUUGUUUGGAUACCUACACAUAUAUGGCUUGUUAAAAGAUUUCAUAUGAGCAAGAAAUACGGGUACCAAAUUCCAUACACCCCUACACAGAAAUGUUUCAAAUUAAUGAAUCGUUGGAAUAGACAAAAGGCAGUGUGUUUUGAUACUUCUUAUUUUCCUACGUUUAUUUUAUAUGUAAGCGAUGGGACAAUGUUUGGAGAUAUAGCUAAACAGUUAUGUGGGAAGAAAGUAAGUAAAAAAAUUUUGAAUGGGGAAAAAUCAUACAAUGGAUGGAUUCAUAUUGACGGAGAAACAAAGGUAUGUCCAGGGUUUGCAUAUAUGAAUCAGUCUUUGAAUACCAUAAUGGUAAGGGUGGUUCCAUCGAUGUAUGAACAAUUAUUCCAAUCUUAUAAGGCCAAAAUAGAAAGUAUCCCAAACUCCACAAUCAAUGAUUGUCGAUACGCUUUGGGAAGUAUUGAAUUAUCGGGUCCAUUGAGUAUCAAAUGUCUAAGUAAAAUAUUUCAUUUUCAGAAUAUUUCACCUGAUUUAAAAAACAUUUGGGCAUCAUUAUCAAAAAUUAAGGAUAGUGAUCUUGUUCCUGUUGGGACAACAUUCACUUUCAAUUUACAAGACCCACGUAUUUGGCAGAGACCAACCAAGUUGCGCCAUAACCAUAACGGAGACCAAGAUAUCUAUGAUAUAAUAAUUGCAUUAAAUUCUUCCCCUCAUAUAGAUCAAGAUAUUGUUAAAAGCUUAACCACCUCAGAAGGGAGAUAUGCCUCAUAUAAGGAUCAAUUAUCAAUAAAGGAAUUGGGGAAAUUCCAUGCUAAUCUAAACAAGAAACCAUCGGAUAUUUCUCAUAGUCAAAUUCCAGUAUUGUUAUCCAAAACAGACAGCCAAAAAUGGUUAUUAAUUCUUCCUUGGCACUGGAUAUUACCAUUUUGGAUUCAGAUUACAAAGGUCACGGAUAUUAAACCAGGUGGAUCCAAACAGAUGCAUCAAUUUCAAUUUGAAAAUCACAAACCAUACUAUCCACAAGAUUUUCCUUGGUCAUACGAUGGAUGGCAAUACAAUAAAUUAGUCGGUGAAGCAAAUCAAAUUAAAGCAUCAAAGUUACCUAAAAGUCAAGUUUCAGUCCAGCAGUCUGAAAAGAAUUAUUCAGUGAUUUUCAAUGCUAAUAAAUGCGAUUGGACGAAUUUACGAAAUAUGGUAUUGCUAAUGAAAUAUAGCAAAAUGGAUAGGAAAACGAUUAAAAAAGAUUCGGGACAACCUGAUUUUGCACAGUAUGAUGGUCCUGAGAGAAUCAUCAACUCUGUUCAUGAUUUGUUGCAAACUACAAAGUCAGUUGAAAAUGAUAUUACCGACGUGAACGAAACAACAGUCGAAUUGUAUACAAACAAUCAAUCGCAAGUGGAUUUUUACAAUAACACCUACAAAAUUGCAAAUUUGGCUGAAAUUGUACACACAAAAUUACCUGUUGUUCAAGUAAGUCUUAUAGUUGUUAAUGAUGGUACAAUUGAAGAUAAUGCAAGAUUGUAUUCAGACUCAAGUGGAACUGAUAUUCAUUGUGUUGGGUUUGUUACUACUGGAGCCAUGAAUUUGAAUCUUGGAAAAUAUAGUGGCAUUGGUACAAUUAUAGCUCAAAAGUGGUUAAUUGAAGAGAAUGGCCACAAGUUGUAUGUUAGAAAUCCAGGAAAGUCAAAAGUUUAUAGUGUUUCCUUUAGGGUUAUAUAG